Molecule: messenger RNA, 6046 nt
Organism: Anolis carolinensis (green anole)
Lineage: Eukaryota; Metazoa; Chordata; Lepidosauria; Squamata; Anolidae
Product: lipase member M
Exons: 9
Coding region: 2677-3885 (402 amino acids)
Molecular function (GO): hydrolase activity, acting on ester bonds
Source: RefSeq, a predicted model, not a curated record
UGCGUAUCCAUGGUGACGCAACAACCAAUCAGAUGUGGCCAACUCCUGCCUGCCCUUGUCAUAAUAUCAACACUAAUAAACUUAGACAAAAUCCCCAUUAUAAUUAGCUUUUCUGUUACAGUCCCUAACAUUGGUAAACAAAUACAGAUGGAACAAUGAGAUAAGGUCUGGACAAAAAGUUCAAAAUUUUCAUUGAGUAAUGACGUGAAAGAAAACUUUUACAAGAUGAUAUAUAGAUGGUAUUUGGCACCAGAAAUACUGUCUAAGAUGUAUAAAAGUAGCACUUGUAAUUGCUGGAAUGUGGGGAAAAUGUUGGUACAUAACUUGUAAAAAGACCCAAAAAUACUAGGUUCAAAUACAUCUGGUACUAGAAGAAAUUGUUAAAAUUAAAUUUGUAAUGAAACCUGCACUCUAUUUCCUAGGGAUGUUAGAAGAUCAGCUUGAUAGAAAAGUGGAAAACUAAUGUGUGUGUGUGUGUGUGUGUGUGUGUGUAUAUUACGGCAGCAAGAAUUAUCUGUGCUCAAAGAUGGAAAGAAUUAAAUAUCCUAAUGCAAGAAACUAGAAUCUCCCAUAUUUAGCUAUAAUUCUGAAAAUUCUGAGCAACUGUGAUAGGUACCUAAUUUGUUAGAUAGGAAUUUUUGUUCUGUUUUCAUCAAAUUCUUUGUCUACAUCAUUGUUUUUUCCAUGUUAUUUUUUUAUCAUGACAUCUUACCAUAUUCAUUCAAGAUAGGGUUCAAACUCACAUCUGUGUACAGAGGAUCCUCUAAGAAAACCACUAGGCCAUCUGCAAAAGCUUUCAACUUAUAACUUUUGACCUUUUAUCCUUCUGCCAUUUUUCAAAAUCUCUACCACCAGUAAAAUAAUAAUGGGGAAAGAAGACAGCCUUGUCUAGUCCCUUUCUGUAAUUUACCAGACCUAGCCAGUUCCCCAUUAAUCAGAAUUUGGGUACUUGAUUCAUUACAAACCUGAUUAACACAUCUUUGGAAAUUUAGCCCAAAAUUCAUGUUUUCCAUGAUAGUCAACAUAAACAGCCAAGAAACAUUGUCAAAUGCUUUUUCAGCAUCUAGAAAUAUCAGUGACCUUACAUGAAGUAGAGGAAAUUCCUGCAAACCGUGCUCCAAGUGCCGGCUUCCUGUAAAAUCCACAAGACUGAACUUUGCCUUUCCCAAGAACCACCUAGGUGGUUCAGCACCACCUAGGGGGUGGGGGUUAACGAAGGGGUUAGUUGGGGUGCAAGGAGGUUAUCUAGAGGGGGAAAGAAGGAAGGAAGUCCUUCUCUGAGGGCUGUGGGGGCUAUGGAGCCAUAUCGGUUACCGGAGCCAGCUGCAAGAGGUGAAAGGAAAGAGAAAGACACAGGAGGCAAAAGAUACAAAGAGUCAGAUAUAGAGGAUAAUACACCAUAGUGCAUGUUUAUUAAGGGGUGACUUUGUAAUAAAGGGGGAAGAAAGAUUGUAUCCAGGUUGCUGGUAGCUGCUGCAAGGCUCCACUGUAUUUCUGAUUGUUUGCAAAAUCGAUUCUUGUGGGACACCAGGCUACCGUUCUCUGAAGCUCUUCCUGCAGUGGCUUCUACUACAUUUUAUUGAUAAUUUUGACCCGGGGAGGGGUUUGAUGCUUAACAUCAACCAGUAAGCUAUCUUCUAUCAUCUGAGUAUUAGGACUGCUCUUCUAUCUAAACUGCUGUAUUUAUCUCCUUCAGGCUUUGCAUCAUUCUGGAGGGCAACCUCUAUGAUGUCAUUUCCAGCAUAAUAUCACCAGAAAUAUGGAGUUCAGUCAUGAAUCAAAGCCCACCCUCCAAGCAACCCCUUAGAGAAUGCCAAGCAAUACAGGCAGUGUUAAACUCAUGCUUGAUUAGAGUAGAUAUCUUAAUUUUAAAAGAAAUUUAUUAUAUGGAAAUAGGAGGAGAGUAUGGCUGGUAUUCUGUAAACUUGCAGUCUGGCCCACAAAAGAGUAGUUGUGAAAUUAUUUGGAUACUUGCCAGAUGCCUAUAAUUACCCUACCUUCCCUUUGAGUAAUUAGAGUUCCACCUACAACAUCUUUGCUACUGGUCACAUUUUUGCAAUACCUGACUUACUUUUAUAAAAGCUUCUAAGAAGAUUGUUUUUGUUUCCAUUUCUUUCUGGAAAGCCUUGAAUACAAUCAUCUUCAAAACUCCAACUUCUGGAAAAUUUGAUUUUAUCUAAAAGCCGAAGCUUCAAAUUAACACAAUUGUCUCUUCAACAGCUGUGAGAAAAACAGUUUGAAGGAACGAGAACCAUACUUUAGGUGAGUGCACUCUCUCUCUACAGAAAUAUGUUUUCUGCUUUAGAAGGAAAAUCCCUCUUAGCUCUGGUAUAGACUUUCCCAACAUAGUAACUCAUUCCUAUAUUUUGGACUGCAGCUACCUUCUUCCAUUAAAAUUGACUGAUGGGAACAGUAGCUAAAACAUCUGGAGGCUAUCAUCUGGGGAAACUCUUUUACAACUGGGAUUUUCAGCUGCUUCUCCCUCUUCCCUGAAUCUCAGAAAAAAAGAGAAGUAUUAUCAAGUAUAGGGCAUUCAUUCCUAUAUUCCUUUGGUGUAGUAAUGCAAAGAUAAAUGUUAAGAGUACUUUCAACAAUCAUAAUUAACUUAUGUUUUUAAUCUUUUGUUCCUAUCUCUGUUUAAAUGUCUCAUUAUAAAGCUGCAUUAUUUCAUCCAGGAUGAAGGUGUGGAUUGUCAUUAUAGCAGUAUGUUUGUUGGAAAGAAUUACCACUUUAGGAGGAUUCUACACUUCUGAAGAACCUGCAGUCAAACAUACUGUGAAUCCAGAGUGCUUUUUAAAUGUUACUGAGACUAUCCAAUAUCACGGAUACCCAAGUGAAGAACAUCAUGUGGAGACAGAAGAUGGAUACAUCCUUACAGUCAUCCGAAUACCUCAUGGAAGACAUAAUGGUACAAACAAAGGUUCACGGCCUACCAUAUUUUUGCUACAUUCUGUGCUUGGAGAUGCUUCUCAUUGGGUUUCAAACCUACCUCAAAACAGUUUGGGUUUCAUCUUAGCAGAUGCUGGCUAUGAUGUCUUCCUUGGGAAUAGUAGAGGAAACACCUAUUCUUUAAACCAUAAGACUCUGAAUCCCAAGGAGCAGAAGUUCUGGGAAUUUAGUUUUCAUGAGAUGGGAUACUAUGACAUUCCGGCUGUCAUCAACUUCAUCCUGAAGAAAACUGCCCAAGAACAACUAUAUUUCAUAGGACAUUCUGAAGGCUCAACAGCAGGAUUCAUCGCAUUCUCUACUAGGCCAAAAUUGGCUGAAAAAGUCAAAGUAUUUUUUGCCUUGGCACCUCCAACCUCAAUCCCAUUUUCUACAACCCCUUUAACAAUAUUGGCACGGCUUUCUGAAACAACAUUUCGCAUGAUAUUCGGGAACAAAGGAUUAUUUCAGUAUCCUACGUUCUUAAGAAAACCAUUCACAACACUCUGUGUUUAUCACCCUCGAUUAUGUGCCAGCGUUCUAUUUUUUGUGGCAGGAUAUAACGCCCCAAAUUUAAACAUGAGCCGACUUGAUAUAUAUACAGCACAUAAUCCUGCUGGGACCUCUGUACAAAGUGGUCUUCAUUGGCGUCAGAGCCAUCGUACAAAGCCGUUUCGAGCAUAUGACUAUGGAUGCCCAAAAAAGAAUAUGGAAAAGUACAAUCAGACAGCACCUCUUAUCUACAAAAUAAAAAAUAUAAAAAUACCAAUUGCCAUUUGGACAGGUGGACAAGACUUUUUUGUCGUUCCAGAAGAUGCAGCAAUGUUGUCUUCUCAGAUUAGUAAUCUCAUUUAUAAAAAACAAAUUCCUGAAUGGGAACAUCUAGACUUUAUUUGGGGGCUUGAUGCACCUGAGCGCUUAUACAUGGAUAUCAUUAAAAUAGCAAAGAAGUUUCCAUAAUUCCCAUAAAAGAAAAGCAGACGUCUUCAACAAUGAAUGCAAGUACACUUGGGGGGGGGGGGAGUCCACAAUACUACACAAUAAUGUCAUAAAACCAUAUUCUAAUAGAGCGAAUAGACUGAAUACACAAAUAUCCAGAAUCUAUGUCCAUCGUUUCUUUAUAGUUUUUAUCAGUGAACCCUAGUUAAAGUGUAAAGACUACUGGAAAGAUGAAUUUGCUAAAAGCUGAAUGAAGAAAGUGUGUUAAUUCCUUACUUCACUACUCUGUUCUCAAAUUAUUGUAAUGUGCUGGGAGAAAGGCAAGAUAUUGAAGUUCAGUCUGAAUGACAAUCUAGGUUUUGGGAAUCUGGAUCAUCAGCCAUCCUUUCUUUGGAAAGUCAAAAUAGUUGUAUGUUUUAUUUUAUGAUUUGCACAACACUUGGAGGCAGGGCUGUAACCAGAAAAAAAAUUCGGGGGGUGGGGGGAAUGAAAUAUUUUUAAGCGAAUCAUGAAGACUAGGUGCAGAACACAAAAUAAUUUAAAUUAUAUGAUUUAUUCUAUAUUUUAUAUAGACUUAAUUAAAUCAAAUUUCUAUUUUAAUUACAAAGUUUAAAGUCUAAAAACCCCCCAAAAAUAACUUAAUUGAUAAUUUAGUAGUUGCAAAAGAAUACCACAUUGUCUGCUGGAAACACUUGAAAACAGUUUCAAUACACUUUGACAGAAAUGAGGCCUCAUCUAUAAACUUUGGUGGACUCUCAAGAGUGUAAGUCCAGUCAGUCUUUCUUGCCCCAUUUUGCUCCUGAUGUAUGUUUUCAAAUGUUUCAGAGUUGAAAAUGGCCUUUCAUUUGUAGCUGUUGACACUGGCAAUGCUGCAGAACAAGUUUCUUCACAUUUUGAAAAACUGUCCAUCACAGACAAGAUUUGCUUCCAGUGCAUUUGAUGGUUUUUCUGCAGGUGCAAUCUUUUUCAAUUAUCUACAUCACAGUUCAAAAGCUUUCAUCGGUGUGUCAUUAUCUUCAAGACAUUCAUUGUAAAGUUCUGUGUACUUGAGUAUUAUAAAAAAAAUUGAAACAGAUGGGUUAUAGUGAAAAUAAUGAAAAUAAGGAAUUAAUGGAAUGGAAACAAUUGGAAAGAUUAGGGGGUAGGAUAAAUUGGUUAACACUAAGAGGAAUUUGAGAACAAAUCAAGAAGGAAGAAAGUAAUGAGGGAGAAAAUAUAACAGGCAAGAUAUUAAAAGAGACUUUGUGGCAAAAAGGAUUAAAUAAAAUAUAUGGAAGCAUGAUAGAAGUGAAGAAAUCUAUGUAUAGAAUAAUGGAAAAUAAGUGGGAAAGGGAAGGGGGCCUAGGAAAAGAAAAUAUAGAAAAGAUAAUCAAUAGUUUAAAUAAAAAUAGAAAAAUAUAAGGAAUUAGAACUGAAAAUAAUUACGAAAUGCUACAGGACACCAAUUCAGCUGGCACACAUGAUUCAGGGAUUAAAUCCCAAAUGUUGGCAUUGUCAGGGUCGGGAGGCAUGGUACUCACAUCUAUGGUGAGAAUGUGAAGAGACAAAAAGAAUUUGAAACCAAAUUCUAACCCAGGUUGAAUUACAUACUAUAACAAAAUUUGAUAUAAAUAUGCAAAUUCUGUUAAUAGGGAUAUAUGGGGAUAGAAGAAUUAAGGACCAAGUCCAAGAAUUAUUGAUGAUAAUUUUUAGAGCUGCACAAGCAGUAAUAGCGUGGGGGGGGGGGGGGGUGGAACGAUAAAAAGAAAUGGACACUUGAAAAAUGGUAUGAAUAUAUGUGGAAUCAAAUACAACUGGAUAUUAUGGACAUUAUAAGAAGCAAAAAAAACCAUGGUCAGACAAACAGAAGAAAAUUAAAGAAAUAUGGACUCCAUUUACCAGAUGGCUACAGACUGUUAAACCAUAUGACAAAAGCUGGAAGACAAAAUUGGAAAGAAUGGAAAGAAGGCUCAUGUAACAAGAAAAUAAGGUUUAAGUUGUCAACAGGGAAGGGGGUGGGAUGGGUGUGGGGAGGGGGAAGGGAAUGGAAAAGGAAAAUGUUAUGGUAACUAUGAUUAUGUAUUAUAAAAUAAUAAUGAUUAAUAAAAAUUCCCUUUGGGGGUAAAAUCCUGGGUUGGCUCCUAAAAGAAACUGGGCCAAAGAAAAUGUCAGUAGUGUUAGAUACAAUCGGGGGGGAGGGGGG